Molecule: messenger RNA, 150 nt
Organism: Nematocida minor
Lineage: Eukaryota; Fungi; Microsporidia
Exons: 1
Coding region: 1-150 (49 amino acids)
Source: RefSeq, a predicted model, not a curated record
AUGAACAUAAGCAACAACUUAAGACAGCUGAAGUUCAUGAAAGCGCCAGAGAAAGAAAGCACGGAAAUAAAGAAGAGAGAGACUCUGGGCACGUGGCUCCUCAGAGAGAUCACAAAAACAAAAACCUCAAAGAAAACAAAUACACUUUAA